AUGGUUGGCUUGGUACCGAUACGAAAUGGUAAACUUGAAAUAUUAGGUUGCUCCUUGCGUAGAAAGCAAGUCAUAACAGGUAAUAUUAUGAGCUACUACGAAAUGAUCGAGACGAGAGCAUUUACCAAUAUUAUCGCCAAACUUUACCCAGUUGCUAGCCUAUGCUGUAGUAGACGUUUAAAAGCAUCAAGUAUUUUUAACGAACAUUAUAAGUUUCUACUGGUAAAUCAGUUUCGUAUAAGUACUAAAAAUGUUAUUUUACCAAGUGGUAGAAGAGUUCAGUUUCCAAUAUCAUUAAAAUCUGGAGGCAAAGAAAUUGUAAUCGGGUCAGACAGAACGGUAUCUAUUGGUAAACCAAAGAAAGCAUCGACAAAUACAACGAAACAAACUAAGCCUCAACGCAGUAAUACUAAUAGCUCUGUUCCGAAUAAGAGUGCCAAGGUCUUGAAAACAUCACAACCUGUAAAGAAUUCAAAGCCUAAAUUAGCUAAUCAAGAUAAAUCCGGUAGGCCUAGGCCAAAGCCAGAUGAUGCUAUUAAAAGUAGGAUUAACUCAUCAAAGAGUGGAUCUAAAACAGCAAUAAAGCCUGCACAAACUAUAAAAAAUGAGCACAUAACGACAGCAGGAGAUGUAGGACUAUCGACAGCACCGUUACAGACUUAUGAUCAUGCAACAAAUCAAGAAUUGUUAGAAUCAACUAUACCCGAGAAGAAAAUAUCAGAACCUACAUCGGCUCCAAAUAUCGUUGAAAGGCUGGAAGAACCACAAAGUAAUCUUCUAAAUGAUGAUGAUUUACUUAAAAGUAUUAAGAUGCAUACACAUGAACAGUCAUCGAGUAAUCGAAUUGUAGUUGAGCAACGUCUAAAUGAAAAAUGGAAACAAGACUUGGCUAAACAGGUACAGGAAAGAAAGAAAAUGAAAGAUGCGAUCAAGAAUCGUAAAGACGAUGUAGAAGAAUAUUAUAAUCCAUGGGGAAGGCCAGGAUGUGGUGCACCAAUAGUAGAUGAUAACCGACAAAUUGUUCAUGAUUAUAGAAGGAGAAAAUUAAAUGAAAGCUUAGAGAUGCCCACACAGACUGAUUCUUUACCGAGGCAAGAAAAUACAUUAAAUACCGAAAGUCGAUUAUCUAUUCAUAUGGAUCAAAACAAAACCUGUAAUUUCUAA
This is a messenger RNA of Trichoplax adhaerens, 1164 nucleotides long. RefSeq lists its product as uncharacterized. The transcript has 8 exons. Lineage: Eukaryota; Metazoa; Placozoa; Uniplacotomia; Trichoplacea; Trichoplacidae. Bases 1 to 1164 code for a protein of 387 amino acids. The record is from RefSeq and is a predicted model, not a curated record.